GUGUAUAUUGAAACCGGGAAAGCGGAGUUUUCCUCUAUCGCCACCCAAAUUGAACCCGCGGCGACCUGAUUCCCGUUCGACGACGGCGACGCCUCAACAGUCGUGUCGGUCAACCUCCUGAAUCUUAUCCCUCCCCCGGUCCGUCCCUAUCUCUGCUUCCUCUCGCACCCUCUCUCUCUCUCUCCUCCCCUCCGCCACCACCAGCCUCCACGACUGCAGCCCAACCAGAAGGAUUGCGGCUUUCAAUUUAGAGAAAAGGGUAAAAUACAUCGUAGGCGUAGAGGUGAAAUGGUGGAUGAAAAAGGAUUUUGGGAAAACGAUAGGAGGCUUGCCUGUUGUUCAGGAUCAUGUGAAGUCCCACUAAGCUAGAAAAAAUUGGGGUUACUUCUGUAUUAUUUGGGUGGUGAUUUUCUUCAGGAAGCUCAAACCCUUUCAUAUUGCUCCACCUUUGAGUUUCUCAUCAGCCAAACUGGAUCGUUCAAUUCCCAUGACCAUUCAAAAUCCACCAAUGUCUGCUCCUUCCCAUUUUCAAAGCUACAGUUCUGCCAUCCCUCCAUCCAAGACCCACCUCUACGCAUCAUUCUUCUGCAUACUCGUACACCUUUACUUGACAUGUGGCAGAUUUUCCAAUGCUUCUGGUGCCUUCCGUUCUGUGCGAACACGGCCUUGUUCCUGAUUGGACGCUUUGGAAUCAACUUCUUUACCAAUUCAAUGCCUCAGGUUGGGUUUCUCAAGUAUCCCUUCUUUACUCUGAGAUGCUUUCUUGUGGGGUUAUGCCCAAUGUUUUCACCCGCAACAUAUUGAUUCAUUCUUUCUGCAAAGUGGGACACUUGAGUUUUGCACUAGAUUUCCUGAGAACUGGUGAAAUUGAUACUGUUUCCUAUAAUACUGUCAUAUGUGGUUUCUGUAAACAAGGAUUGGCUUAUCAGGCUUUUGGGCUUUUGACUCAAAUGGUGAAGAGGGAUAUACCAAUCGAUUCGUAUACUUGCAAUACACUAGUUAAAGGGUUUUGUCAAAUUGGGUUGGUAGAGUACGCAGCACGGGUUAUGGAUAAUUUGGUGGAUGGUGGAAUUCCACAGGAUGUUGUAGGUUUUAACACCUUGAUUGCUGGACAUUGCAAAGCUGGACAAGUUAGUCAGGCACUUGAAUUGAUGGACAGAAUGGGUGGGGAGAGUCUGUCUCCUGAUAUUAUUACUUAUAAUACUCUGAUUCAUGGGUUUUGCAGCACGGGUGAUUUUGCAAGGGCCAAGAGUCUUAUAGAUACAAUGUUGAGAUCUCAGACAAAUGAAGAAUGCCUUAAUGAUGAAAGAGACGAUGGCCACAAUCAGACUGAAGAUAAGAAUUUGAAACCAAACCUUAUGACACACAGCACACUUAUUAGUUCUUAUAGUAAGCGGCAAGGACUUGAAGAAGCUCUGUCUUUGUCUGAGGAAAUGGUUAUGAAUGGCAUUUAUCUGGAUGUACUUGCUUAUAGCUCCAUUAUAAAUGGCCUUUGCAAGUAUGGGAGGCUAUCAGAAGCCAAAGUACUUUUAAGGGAGAUGGAGGAAACGGGUGUGGAUCCUAAUCAUAUCUCCUAUACUACCCUUGUGGAUUUCUUGUUUAAGGCAGGCUCUUCCAUGGAAGCUCUUGCCCUUCAAAGCCAAAUGGUUGUUCGUGGCCUGGUUUUUGAUUUCGUAAUCUGUACUGCUUUAAUUGUUGGGCUCUUUAAGGUUGGGAAAUCUGAUGAUGUUAAAGACCUGUUUCGAACAAUUUCAAAGCUUGGCCUUGUUCCAAACUUUAUCACCCACUCUGCGUUCAUACAUGGACUUUACAAUUUAGGAGACAUGAAUGAUGCAGAAUCUGUACUUAAAAGAAAUGGAGAAGCGCCACAUUCUCCCAAAUAUUAUUACUUAUUCUUCAAUGAUAAAUGGCUUCGUGAAGGAAGGAAAGCUUGGUGAGGCCAUGAGUUUAUUAAGGGAGAUGGUGCAAAAGAAUAUCCUGCCAAAUGCUUUUGUGUAUGCAACACGAAUUGAUGGGUGCUUUAAGGCAGGUAAACAAGAGCUCGCUCUUGAUCUUUACAAUGAAAUGAACAUGGGAGGAGUGGAGGGUAACAAUUUCGUACUUGAUACUUUUUUGAACAACAUGAAAAGGCGCAGAAGGAAGGAGGAAGCUGAAGGAUUAAUUAUGGAUAUGACUUCUGGGGGUUUGUUUCUUGAUCGCGUUAACUACACAUCUCUAAUGGAUGGUUACUUUAAAGAGCGACAGGAGUCAGUUGCCCUGAACUUGGCCUAAGAGAUGACGGAGAAAAAUAUAGGGUUCGAUGUUGUUGCAUACAAUGUCUUAAUGAAUGGUCUAUUGAGGCUUGGGAAGUAUGAAGCAAUAUCUGUUUGUACUGGAAUGAAAAAGUUGGGUUUGGCUCCUGACUAUGCCACAUACAAUACCAUGAUUAAUGCAUUCUGCAGAGAGGGUGACGCUGAAAAUGCUUUUGAACUCUGGCAUGAGAUGAAGUGUCAAGGGUUAAUUCCAAACUCAAACACUUGUAACAUUCUGAUCCAAGGACUUUGCGAUGCAAAUGAGAUUGAAAAAACCAUAGAUGCCUUGAAUGGAAUGCUGGCUGUUGGUUCUCUCCCUACCUUAUUUAUUCAUAGAAUUCUGCUUGAUGCGUCUUCAAAGAGUAGAAGAGCUGAUUCAAUUUUGCAGGUGCAUCAUAAGCUUGUAUGUAUGGGGCUUAACCUCAAUCGAGAUGUUUAUAAUAAUCUCAUCACUGUCUUGUGUAGGCUAGGUAUGGCCAUGAAAGCCACUUUAGUGUUGAAAGAGAUGAUUGGAGGAGGAUUUUUAGCAGAUUGCUACUUCCAAUGCCUUUAUAUGUGGAUAUUGUGGAAGCAACCAUAUGAAAAGGGCUUUUGCUACUUACUCGCAAAUGUUGGCUGAGGGUGUUUCUCCAAAUAUUGAAGCGUACAAUCUUCUUUUAGGUGGACAUUCAAGUGCUAGUCUGAUGACAAAUGCAGAGGAGUUAUUUGGUCAAAUGAAGAACAGAGGUUUUGUUCCUAAUGCUUCUACGUAUGAUAGUUUGGUUUCUAGUCGUGGUAAGAAGGGAAAUAAAAAGGAAGCUAUAAGACUUUAUUGUGAAAUGGUAAGCAAGGGUUUUGUUCCCAAAACUAGCACCUACAAUAUCCUUAUUAGUGAUUUUUCUCAGGCGGGAAAGAUGAGCCAAGCUAGGGAGCUUAUGAAUGAGAUGCAGACAGGGGGGACCUCUCCUAACUCUUCAACUUACAACAUACUAAUUUGCGGCUGGUGUUGGCUAUCAAAGCAGCCAGAGCUGGAGAGAAGUUUGAAAAAGUCAUAUCGGGUUGAGGCAAAAAGAUUAUUAACUGAUAUGAAAGACAAAGGGUAUGUUCGAUGUGAAAGUACCCUUCUAUGCAUCAGUUCUACCUUUGCUCGACCAGGAAAGAAGGCUGAUGCUCAGAGGCUAUUGAAGGAACUGUAUAAGAAAAAGUCAUAUGACCAAGAAAUGAUGGGAGUAAAAUAAUGACACUGCAUCAUCCUCUCUCUAUGUCGUCGGCCCCCUCCCUCCUUGCCCUUAAUACAGUUCAAUAAAUUAGGUCUACAACAUGUUCUCAGCACGGUCUUGCCAGAAGCUAAGGAACUAAAGGUUCAUGGAGGAGGCUCUUCUACAAAAUCAAAGGCUCAAUUGUUUUCCACCAAUCAGAAAACAAAAUUAUGGGAUCGUUGAGGAAGGAAGAGAAGGAGCUGGAACAACUGGGGGAGGACUCAAAAGAGGCCAUACUGUAUGUCAAUGGAGUUCUUAGAGUUUUGCCUGAAGGGUUGGCCCAUUUGACCCUUCUCGAGUAUCUCAGAGAUAUAGGUUUGACGGGGACAAAGCUUGGCUGUGGUGAAGGUGGUUGUGGUGCUUGGACUGUUAUGGUUUCGCAUUACAACAAAGAACUGAAGAAAAGUUUCCACUAUGCUGUCAAUGCAUGCUUGGCUCCUUUGUAUUCUGUAGAAGGGAUGCACGUAAUUACUGUAGAAGGACUAGGGAGCCACAAGCAGGGCUUGCACCCAAUUCAAGAAUCAUUGGCACGAUCUCAUGGUUCACAAUGUGGAUUUUGCACCCCCGGUUUUAUUAUGUCCAUCUAUGCCUUGUUAAGGUCAAGUCAGAAACCACCUAGUGAGGAGCAGAUUGAAGAAUGUCUUGCGGGAAAUUUAUGUAGAUGCACAGGUUACAGACCUAUUGUUGAUGCUUUUCGUGUAUUUUCCAAAACGAAUGAUACGCCAUACAUUAAUACAUCUGCACUAAGCUCUGAAGGAGGUGAGUUUGUGUGCCCUUCAACUGGAAAGCCCUGUUCAUGUGGAUUGGAAAGUGAAAGUUCAUGCAUCACUCAUGAAAGUGGUACUCAUAGGAAGAGGUAUGCACCAGUCUCGUACAGUGAAAUUGAUGGAAGCACAUACACAGACAAGGAGUUUAUUUUUCCUCCUGAGUUAUUAUUGAGAAAAUCGACAUAUUUAAGUUUGACUGGUUUUGGUGGAUUAAAGUGGUUCCGACCAUUGAGGCUUCAACAAGUGCUAGAAUUGAAGGAAAAAUACCCUGAUGCAAAAUUAUUGGUAGGCAAUACUGAGGUGGGAAUUGAAACGAGGUUGAAGAAAAUUCAAUAUAAGGUUUUGAUUUUUGUUACGCAUGUACCUGAACUCAGUAAAUUGACCGUGAAGGAUGAUGGCAUAGAGAUAGGUUCAGCAGUAAGACUUUCUGAACUACUUAAAGUUUUAAGAACGGUCAUAACAGAACGCACAGCUCAUGAAACUUCUGCUUGUAAGGCCCUCGUUGAACAAUUAAAAUGGUUUGCUGGGGUGCAAAUAAGAAAUGUUGCAUCUGUGGGUGGAAAUAUCUGUACAGCCAGUCCAAUAUCAGACUUGAAUCCUCUUUGGAUGGCCUCUAGAGCGAAAUUUCAGAUUAUUGAUUGCAAAGGGAAUAUUAGAACAACCCUGGCAGAAAACUUUUUCUUGGGUUACCGAAAGGUGGAUUUGGCUGGAGGUGAAAUUUUACUCUCUGUAUUUUUACCUUGGACUAGGUCCUUCGAGUAUGUGAAGGAGUAUAAGCAAGCUCACAGAAGGGACGAUGAUAUUGCAAUUGUGAACGCUGGGAUCCGUGUCCAUCUUGAGGACAGAGGUGGCUGGGUUGUGUCUGAUGCAUCCAUUGCUUAUGGUGGAGUCGCUCCACUCUCUCUUUCUGCAACGAGAACGAAAAAUUUUCUCAUUGGAAAGAGUUGGAACCAGGAGAUGUUGCAGGGUGCCUUGAAAGUCCUGCAAGAAGAUGUAUUGCUCAAGGAUGAUGCUCCUGGUGGAAUGGUCGAGUUUCGUAAGUCAUUGAGUGUUAGCUUUUUCUUCAAAUUUUUUCUUUGGGUUUCUCAACAAAUGGAAGGGAAGCAUUGCAUCAAUGAGAGUGUACCAUUAUCUCAUCUUUCUGCUGUACAAUCAUUUCACCGGUCACCUGUUAUAGGAGCUCAAGAUUAUGAAGUUAUAAAACGUGGGACAGCUGUUGGGUCUCCCGAGGUUCAUUUAUCAGCAAGACUUCAGGUUACAGGAGAGGCGGAAUAUGCCGAUGACACACCAUUGCCUCCUAAUGGUUUACACGCUGCUUUAAUACUCAGCAGAAAGCCUCAUGCUCGUAUACAUUCAAUCGAUGAUUCUGGAGCAAAGUUAUCACCUGGGUUUGCAGGCAUAUAUUUAGCAAAGGAUGUUCCAGCUGAUAAUAACAUUGGACCAGUUGUUGAAGACGAGGAACUAUUUGCUUCAGAAUUUGUCACUUGUGUAGGUCAGGCUCGCUUUGAAGUUGACCAAUUUAAUAUUCAAAAUCGGUGGCGGAAGCGUGGUAUUGCCAUGGUUCCAACAAAAUUUGGCAUAGCCUUUACAUUAAAGCUUAUGAACCAGGCAGGUGCUCUUGUUCAUGUCUACACAGACGGAACUGUUUUAGUCACACAGGGAGGUGUAGAGAUGGGGCAAGGUUUACAUACAAAAGUUGCUCAGGUCGCUGCUUCCGCCUUCAAUAUCCCUCUCAGUUCUGUCUUUAUUUCGGAGACAAGUACUGACAAGGUUCCUAAUGCAUCGCCAACAUCAGCUUCUGCGAGUUCUGACAUAUAUGGAGCUGCAGUUCUAGAUGCAUGUGAGAAAAUCAAGGCAUGUAUGAAGCCUAUUGCUUCACAGAAAAAUUUCAGCUCUUUUGCUGAGCUGGCAAGUGCAUGCUAUGUGGAACGGAUAGAUCUUUCUGCUCAUGGGUUUUACAUUACACCGGAAAAUGUCUUUGAUUGGACAACUGGUAAAGGGAACCCAUUCAACUACUUCACAUAUGGGGCUGCUUUUGCUGAGGUUGAAAUUGAUACAUUGACGGGAGAUUUUCACACUAGAGCGGCUAACGUAUUCUUGGAUCUUGGUUACUCUCUCAACCCCGCAAUUGAUGUUGGGCAGAUUGAAGGAGCAUUUUUACAAGGUUUGGGAUGGGUAGCUCUAGAAGAACUAAAGUGGGGCGAUCCUGCUCAUAAAUGGAUCUCACCCGGUUGCCUCUACAUGUCUGGGCCAGGAAAUUAUAAGAUUCCUUCCAUUAAUGAUGUCCCCUUCAAAUUCAGCGUUUCACUUCUGAAGGGCCAUCCAAAUGUGAAGGCCAUCCACUCAUCUAAAGCUGUUGGUGAGCCACCAUUUUUCUUGGCAUCAGCCGUCUUCUUCGCCAUCAAAGAUGCCAUAAUAGCUGCAAGAGAAGAAGUAGGGUCUAAUGAGUGGUUUCCACUUGAUAAUCCCGCGACACCUGAACGGAUACGGAUGGCCUGCUUAGACGAAAUUAUUGAACCAUUUGUAAGCACAGAUUUUGGCGCCAAGCUUAGCGUUUGAUUGCUAAUUUCUGCUUUCCUGUAUUUCGUCUAUACGACUGGUAUUGGACUUGUGCUAAACUGUUCAAUCUCUCUCAUGUUUUUAGCCAAUUACAACAAAUGCAUGUAAAUUGUAAUUAUUUUUGGUGUACAUGAGAUGUGUACUCAUACAGAAUUUUUAAGGAGAUGAUAUUCAAAUGGGUAAUGAUUUCCGCUUCUGCACUUA
Pyrus x bretschneideri (Chinese white pear) is the source of this 7059-nucleotide messenger RNA. Its product is annotated as xanthine dehydrogenase 1-like. The transcript has 14 exons. Gene Ontology annotation, molecular function: FAD binding; iron-sulfur cluster binding; iron ion binding. NCBI's taxonomy places the organism in Eukaryota, Viridiplantae, Streptophyta, Magnoliopsida, Rosales, Rosaceae. Bases 3700 to 6855 code for a protein of 1051 amino acids. The record is from RefSeq and is a predicted model, not a curated record.